CGGAUUUUGUGCGUUUAUUUUUGUACGCGAACUAGAGCAGACCACACGUUUGUGACGAAAAAAUAAUAAUCGUAUUUAAUUUUACUCGUGUCAUAAAUUCACUAGUGGGCAUGCGCAACGGUACUGUCAAAAUUGCAGAAGUCGUGUGGUCCUGUCCAAAUAUACCUCGAAACAAGUGAUAUUGUGAUGAACUUUUCGUAGUGUUAGAAUUAAUUUAUGAAAAGACUGAUAUUGAAUUAAAAUAUUUGAAAAUGAGUGGAGUAACGCCGGCGAUGGGCUUGGACGCAAUUUUGGCGGAGUUAGGUGCAUUUGGGAAAUAUAAUGUGAUAAAUUACACGAUUCUUCUAUUGCCAGUGCUGUUGGCGGGAAUGUUUGGAUCUGUGUACAUUUUCGAAGCUCCCGACAUUAAUUACAGAUGUCGAAUCGACGAAUGUGAAAAUCUGUACAACGAUUCUAAGUGGCUUGAAUACGCCAUACCAAAAAAAGACGGAAGUUUUAUGAAAUGUCGCAAAUACCCCUCUUUAAAUAGUCAUUUAGAUAAUAUAGAUAAUGCUACGUGUCUAGCCAAGGAUUUCGAUACAACAAAACUAACAGACUGCUCGUCUUAUGUGUAUAGUGAUGAGGAUUCGGCUGUAAAGGACUUCGACCUAGGCUGCGAACAACUGAAGCGUACCCUGGUAGGGUCAAUGCACAACGCUGGUUUCUUCGUGGCACUGCCCCUAACUGGAUUCAUAUCAGACAGAUACGGCCGCAAGCUGGCUCUAGCCAUAUCUUCGCUGUUCAACGGGAUAUUUGGGAUUCUCAGGUCGUUUUCUGUCAACUACGUAAUGUUCGUCUCGUUUGAAUUUCUGGAAACGGCUUUUGGUGCUGGCGCGUAUACUACAGCAUUUGUUUUAGCUAUGGAACUCGUUGGGCCAAAGGGCAGGGUAUUUGGAAACACCCUUAUAAACAUAGUCUACGUGUGCGGAGCUGUGACCAUGGCUGGUCUUGCGUGGCAGCUACAAAACUGGCGACAUCUGCUUAGAGUCAUAUACACUCCAGCAAUCUUCAUAGUCUCCUACAUCUGGAUCUUAAACGAAAGUGUCCGAUGGCUUUUAAGCAAAGGACGACAACACGAAGCCGUAGCUAUUCUCAAAAAGGCUGCUAAAAUUAACAAAGUAAACAUUGCCCCAGAACUUUUUUCUCCACUUUACGAACUAAACAAUGUAUCUCCUAAUCAUAAUAAUGAAAAAGAUAAACUUAACGAGCCCGUUGAAGCAGCUAAACCUAAAGAGACUGCAACCUUUGCUAAUGUUAUUAAAUCGAGAAUUAUCAGGACAAGACUGUUCGUGUGCUCAUUUUUGUGGAUAACUUGCACUCUAGUAUACUACGGGCUGUCAAUUAAUUCAGUGUCUUUAGCAGGGAAUCAGUAUGUGAACUUUAUGUUGGUAGUUCUGGUUGAAAUUCCAGGGAAUAUAGUCUGCCUGGUGGUGCUAGAUAGAUUUGGUAGAAAGAAGCCUUUGAUUAUAACGUACGUGCUGAGUGCUUUACUGUGCAUUAGCUUGUCGGCGAUACCCCCAGGUGGCUGGUCGCUAACGGUCUACCUCCUCGGCAAGUUCAAUAUCACAGUGGCUUACAGCUCCGUCUACAUCUACGUGUCGGAGGUGUUCCCCACCAGCGUCCGGCAGUCGCUGCUCGCUGUCUGCUCCACUACUGGCAGGAUUGGCUCCACAUUGGCUCCUAUCACUCCUCUUCUUGUAAGUAUCUCUUCUUGCCAAGUACUACAAGCAGUUGCCAGUGAUAUUCUUCGGCAGCAUGGCGCUGGCUGCUGCUGCUCUUGUGUUCACUUUACCAGAAACCAUCAACGUCCAACUUCCAGACACUGUCGAAGAAGCAGAGCAACUCUCGAGAAGAGAACCGGAGAAACAGAAAGAAGUAGCUUAAAGAGAAGAAGAAGUUAGUACUUUGGGCUCCAACGUAUUUCUGAGGAAGAAACAGAGAAAGCGCUCAGACAGGACAUGGAAGUAGCAUAACUAAUAAAAUUCAAGAUCUUAUUCCUCGGUAUUCGAUUUUAUGUUAUACUGACCUAAGUUUAUCGAUAGAAAAGGAAUUUGACCAUGGAAUGAAUUGUGGUACAAAUUGAUCCGUUACACUGAAAACAGUACAAAUAACCAGUGAGUAUAUAUAGGUAUAACAAACUUAAUUUAACGUUCAACAUAUUGUAUUCGUUAUAGGUAUACUACAAUAAUUUUAUUAUAAAAUACAUUCCAAUUUCAUUUAUAGUUUCAGCUUUUCGAGCAAUACACAUGAUGUACCUAACAUUGAUUGAUUAAUUUAAAUACAGGCUUUCAUAGCUCAAGUGAAGAAGAGGCGUUGACGAUGAGCACAUAAUUUACAGAUAUAAUAUCGCGUCUGUAUCCCUUACGGCCUAGACACAGCCGAAAAUUUGGAAUUGGAUUUGCCACAGGGAUUGGUUCACUAGACUCUAUGUUAUAAAACUCUAGCUAUCCAGGUGUGCCGGAGACGUCGACUAAUCAUCACUCGUGGAAGCUUCCUUCCCUACUUGAUUUUCCAUCGACAACAAAGAAGAAGCCGAAAUUUGUGAAAUUCGAAGGUUGAAUUUCUUGAUGGAACGAAUGUGCGAUGCACAUCAAUGUAGGUCCUAGAUUGGAUGAUAGUAAGCCAGUACUUGCGAGAUUUACGCAUUCAACAGACAAAGGAAUUUGCUUAUGAUACCUUUAUGUCAGAACAGAUAUGUCAUAUGGUUAUUGCAGGGUAUAUAUAAAAUAUAAAAUAUAAUGUAUAAACGGUGAGAUAAAUGAGCAUAGUGUAUCCAUUACAUAAAGCAGAGAUAUUAUUUUGUAAGACUCAAAUGCCUUCAUGCUUUUUGAUAAAUUAUACGUUUUUUCUUAUUUACCAUAUUUGAUCUAGUUUGGACUAUAUUAGUCAUGUAACGUCUUUUAUGUAUUUAUAUUAAGAAAAAUGAUAUUGUUAUCAUAUUUCUCUAUUGUAUAAGUCAUGCCAAAGCUUGUUUGUUGUCUAUGUAAUUUUUUAUUUCUUUGUGUAAGUAAUAAAUCAAGAACGGAUAUUUUGGUAUCGUGAAAUAAACAUACUUAGAUGAUACUUUAUGCUAAAUUAUAAAAUCGAA
Molecule: messenger RNA, 3127 nt
Organism: Plodia interpunctella (Indianmeal moth)
Lineage: Eukaryota; Metazoa; Arthropoda; Insecta; Lepidoptera; Pyralidae
Product: organic cation transporter protein-like
Exons: 6
Coding region: 252-1940 (562 amino acids)
Biological process (GO): transmembrane transport
Cellular component (GO): membrane
Molecular function (GO): transmembrane transporter activity
Source: RefSeq, a predicted model, not a curated record